Biomphalaria glabrata is the source of this 2903-nucleotide messenger RNA. RefSeq lists its product as uncharacterized. Bases 182 to 1831 code for a protein of 549 amino acids. Gene Ontology annotation, molecular function: protein binding; DNA binding. NCBI's taxonomy places the organism in Eukaryota, Metazoa, Mollusca, Gastropoda, Planorbidae. The record is from RefSeq and is a predicted model, not a curated record. The transcript is spliced from 8 exons.
AAACUGCGAGUUUGCGUGGUAGGAAAAUCUUUCGCUAGUAACUUUUUUUUCCUUCCUUUUUUAAUACUUAGCCAUUUAGCGCGCCGGCUGUGUUACGCCGAACCGUAUUUUGUGACGUGCCUUAAAAACAAGCCUGAUCUAAUCUAGAUCUAGGUUAUUAGAGGCUUAUUACAAUUUUGUAAUGGCUUCAAAUUCAAAACAUACAGAGUGGAUUCUUGAAACCAUCGACCACUUGCGAAGGCGUAAAGCCCGCCCGGACUUAGAACGAAUCUGCCAUGUGGUGAGGCGACGGUUUGGGCUUAGCGCUGCGGAGACAGAAGCAAAGCUGGAAAAACUUGUCGACUCUGAAAUCGUCAUCAAAGUGGACUACAAAGGAAGCACGAGCUACAGAAAUGCCGCGAAAUGGCGGAAGAGCAUGCUGGGAUGCGCAGUUCUCAACUCCACCUCUGUCUCCAUCAAAAUAAUCGAAGCGAUUCUGGACAUUUCUGCGGCUCAGAUCAACGCGGUCGAGGCCAACCAGACGCCAAAUGACGGAGCAGAUGAGUCCCAGCUGAGCACCAAGGUCAAGGUUGCGCAGUAUGCCACAGAAGUUGGAGUCUCACUGGAAAGUCUCAGCAAGUGGCUGAAAGAAAAAUGCGAAGGCUUCGACAGUCUGAAAAGUCCGCUGACGGUCAUCCUGAAGCGGGAGAUUGACGCUGGCCGCGUAGAGCGACUGAUGAGCAACAGUUAUGUCGUCUCCCGGGCCCAGAUGGCAGAGGUGGACGAGAAUGGGAUAAGGCCUCUCAAAACUGUUCGGAAGACGGAGCCGAAGGCAGACACUUCUUCGGAUGAUCAGCUCACUGUGGUCAACAAACAUAAUUACAGCGACGAGUCUAGCAAUGACUUGAAGCCUACUCCGAAGUUGGAGCCUCUGAAGAUCGCCGUUCCUGCGCCACAUCAGCCAGCCAGAAGAGGUCGACCACCAAAGAACAAAUCACAAGAACACAAUUCGCCUGGAACUCCUACAAGUCAAGGCUCUUCGUCUCAUUCAAAGAUAAAAAGAGCGCUGAGCAAUGGCCACGGCGGACCAGAAAAGAAAAUUGCCAAAAAGAGUGACCUCAAGAAACAUGGGUCUCCCAGUGAACAAGCCUGUGACAUCUGUCAUCUGUCUGGGCGGAAUCCAAAAGGGCAGCAUGAGCUGCUUCUUCAUUGCAAAGACUGCACAGCAAGAGCUCACCCUUCUUGCAUGAAUUAUUUUGGUCAGCUUGCAGUCAGAGCAUACAGAGGGCCAUGGCAGUGUAUGGACUGCAAAACUUGUUGUCUCUGUCAGGACCCUGGCUUUCCGCAGGAUCAAAUGCUAUUUUGCGACUGUUGUGACAAAGGUUAUCAUAUGAGUUGCCAUCAGCCACCUGUCAAUAAGAAACCUUCAGGUAACUGGGAAUGUUCUGCCUGUCAAUUAGAAAAUAUGGCUCUGCAGAGAAACGAUUUUAUGUCCAGCUUUCGGGGUAAAAAUGCUUUUGUUAAUGAUUCAGCUCCUCCAACACCAGCCGAAUCUCCUAUACCCUUACACCACAUGAAUGGACACCAUAAUAUUCCUACUACUCCCAAGCAUCUUGGGAAUGGACUAUACCCUGAUGCAUCUCAAUGGACAGUGGAAGAUGUUGUUGAGUAUAUUACGUCUGCAGGUUUCCCUGACGAAUCUAAAGUUUUCUUUGAACAGGAAAUUGAUGGUGUGGCUCUUCUACUUUUGAAAAGAGCAGACGUCUUAAAAGGCUUAAACUUAAAACUUGGACCUGCUUUGAAAAUUAACAGACACAUUCAAGGUUUACAAACAGUCUGCCAAAAACUGUGAUUAUGUUUUACUGUUUUGUUUCUCUUCUUCAUGUGUAAAUAAUUGUUUAUAUUAUGCCAUUUCUUCUAUUUCAGUAUUUGCAAAACAUCAAUUAAUUGUAUUAUAUUGAAACUAUAAAUAAUUAGUUAACCUAAAAGAAUUCUUCCACUACAAGUUAUUGAAUUAUUUAAGUUUCAGCAUUAGCUCUAAUGCAUUCAUGUUUUUAACAAUUUGAUCGAGACAUUGUAAACUGAAGAAGUGCACUCACCCGUGUAUGUGUACAUGGGAUUGAAAAAGCUUUGUUCAUAGAUAUUGGCGAUAUGGGCAUGUUGUACAUUUCUAAAUUUAAACAAAUCAUUUUAUUAUUUAUGUCAUUAUUACAUUUGUUACUGAACUUUUAAAGAUAAUAAAGAUAAUUACAAGAUGGUAGCCUGGUCAUGUGGUUUGGACUCUGCAAUAUUAUCUGGAUGGUUCCAGGUUUGAACUUCCGUCAUCCCCCACUGCGGGAGUUUUCAAUUCUGAGGGAAUAUUUGAAACUUUUUUGUUUGGUUUGUUUUGUUAUUUUGUAUAAAAUAAAAAUGAUAUAAUUAAUUUUCCAUGCAUUUUGUGUGAUAAAGCUGGGGCAUGAAUUAUAGACAAUCAUUAUGUAAAGAAAAAAACAAAAUGGUUAAUGCUCAUUAUUGCUGUCAUUUGUAUAAAUCUAUAUAAUCAUUGUAAAUAUUUUAAUGUAACUUACCUUUGAAAAAAAAGGGGCUAGAAAUAUGUCUCUGGUGAGAAUUGUGAUACCUUAAUUAUAAAUAUUCUAGUGUUACCUACACACUAUGUAAACCAUACUGUGGGAGAAUGUUGAAAUGGUGUCAGAAGUUGGUCUAUAUGCAAUUUAAUAUAGAAAAAAAAAUUCUUGCUCUGUUGCAGUAAUACACAACAUUAAUAACAUAAUAAAUAAAAAAUUAUGUAAAUUAUUUUUCAGUUGUUUUUUUUUAAUGCAAAAUUUUUUAUAGAAUUUAAUUAAAUUUAAAGAAAUUAAAUGCCUACCUGUAUAUACCUGAAUGAACAAAAUUAUUAGUCCUAAUAAAAGAAAAAAUAAUGAAAA